UACCAGCAUUUGAGUUGAGUACUAAUAAUAGUAAAUACUAUAUCUCUGAACCAUUGAAGCAGUAAGAAAGAAGAGAAUAGUGAAAUAAUUUCACUGUCGAAUCAAAAUGAAUCGCUUAGUUCUUAGUGCAACGGUAUUAAUACUUUUGGUAUCAGCAGCUCUUGCUUUGAAAUGCUACAAAUGUGAUUCGUCAUCCCUCUCAGAAUUCGAUGAUGACUGUUCUUUUGGAAGGGUUAUGGAUAAAGAAUAUUGCCCAUCGAGACAAGGCUAUGUAUGCGCUGAAUACAAGUUCAAAUACACUGUCCUCAAUGUAACCAUGUACGAAACUACCCGAGGAUGUGAAAAAAUUAUUAAAGGGAAUAUGUGCGAAGCAGAAAGACUGGAAGCGAAGAAAUUUUUUUACGGCUUAAUAAAGUUGAGGAGUUGUUACAUUUGCGAUAAAGAUCUGUGUAAUGGAGUUAUAAGGAAAAGAUACUAAUGCUUAUAAUCCUAAUGUGAUUUUUCUAGAAAUUUAUUAAUAAGAAGUUUCAUGGAAAUGGAGAUUGUUGCUGCUAUUUCAAGAAGAAUUCAGAAGAAAACAUUCGAUUAGGUAGAUAAGUUUCUUGAUAAGCCAAAUGAUAUUUUAUUUUUAUUGUUUCUUAUAUAAAAUCAUAUAUAUACAUAUACAUUC
Harmonia axyridis is the source of this 670-nucleotide messenger RNA. RefSeq lists its product as uncharacterized. Lineage: Eukaryota; Metazoa; Arthropoda; Insecta; Coleoptera; Coccinellidae. The transcript is spliced from 4 exons. Bases 107 to 478 code for a protein of 123 amino acids. The record is from RefSeq and is a predicted model, not a curated record.